Molecule: messenger RNA, 778 nt
Organism: Ilyonectria robusta
Lineage: Eukaryota; Fungi; Ascomycota; Sordariomycetes; Hypocreales; Nectriaceae
Exons: 3
Coding region: 37-711 (224 amino acids)
Source: RefSeq, a predicted model, not a curated record
GGUGCUGCUACGGCUCGCCUCUUUGCCCAGGAUGGUAUGCGCGUCGCCGUCAACUACCACUCCAACGCCGAUCGUGCCUCUGCCUUCGUCCAAGAGCUGCACUCGAUAUCGCCGCUGCCCCACGACGACAACAACUUCCUCGCUUUCCGCGGAGACCUGGCCGUCCGGGACGACCUGCGCACGCUGGUGCGGGAUGUCGUGGGCUCCAUGGGCCAACUCGACGUCGUCUUCUCCAACGGCGGGUGGACGCAGCUCCGGGACAUUACGAACCUGGAUGAUAAUGUGGUCGAGGAGGACUGGGAUCGGUGCUUCAACAUGAAUGUCAAGUCGCACUUGUUCCUCAUGCAUGCUGCCAAGGAGCAUCUCGACAAGACGGAGGGUGCCUUCAUUACUACUGCUUCCUUUGCCGGCGUCAAGGUCAGCGGAAGUUCGCUCGCGUACGCUGUCACCAAGGCAGCGCAGAUUCACCUCGUUAAAGGCCUUGCACUGGCCGCAAGCCCCAAAAUCAGAGUCAACAGCGUCUCUCCUGGACUAAUGCUAACGGACUGGGGACUGAGCUUCCCACCAGAGAAGCAGGAAGAAAUGCGAAACAAGACGAAACUCGGGCGUCUCGUCACGGUCGAUGACGUGGCCCAACAGGUUCUUUGCUUUGCGAAAUCAAGAGGUGUGACGGGUGUCAAUGCUGUGCUGGAUGCUGGCAUGUCACUCUAAUCAUGACGCACCACCCAACAGGGACCCAACGUUGCUAAACGAAACAGACUAAGAUCUUGAUUAUAGA